Messenger RNA from Drosophila yakuba, 1385 nucleotides. RefSeq names its product thymidylate synthase. Gene Ontology annotation, biological process: dTMP biosynthetic process. The transcript has a single exon. NCBI's taxonomy places the organism in Eukaryota, Metazoa, Arthropoda, Insecta, Diptera, Drosophilidae. Gene Ontology annotation, molecular function: thymidylate synthase activity. Gene Ontology annotation, cellular component: mitochondrion; cytosol. The record is from RefSeq and is a predicted model, not a curated record. Bases 79 to 1044 code for a protein of 321 amino acids.
ACCAGAGCAACAAUAAAUUCCCGCCAAUUUUCGAGCAUAUUGCAUUUUUUUUUGCGGGAAACUAUACAUUUUUGAGAUAUGGUUGCAACGCCAAAAAAACAUGAUCCCGAACAGGAGGCCGACCUGUCGCCGGUUGAUAAAAUGGACCCACCAAUUGAGCAGCACGCGCCUGUCAAUCGCGAUGAGAUGCAGUACCUGGAUCUUCUGAGGCAGAUCAUCGCCAAUGGGGAGCAGCGGAUGGACCGCACGCAGGUGGGCACGCUGUCCUUGUUCGGCAGUCAAAUGCGCUUCGACAUGCGACAGUCCUUUCCACUGCUGACCACCAAGCGGGUCUUCUUCCGCGCUGUGGCCGAGGAGCUGCUGUGGUUCGUGGCGGGCAAGACGGACGCCAAGUUGCUGCAGGCGAAGAACGUGCACAUCUGGGACGGGAACAGCACCAGAGAGUUUCUGGACAAGCUGGGGUUCACGGAACGCGCAGUUGGCGAUCUGGGCCCGGUGUACGGCUUCCAGUGGCGGCAUUUCGGGGCGGAGUACGCCACCUGCGACGACGACUACAGCGGCAAGGGAAUCGAUCAGCUGCGCCAGGUGAUCGACACCAUCAAGAAUAACCCCUCAGAUCGGCGCAUCAUCAUGUCGGCUUGGAAUCCGCUGGAUAUCCCGAAGAUGGCCCUGCCUCCGUGUCACUGCCUGGCGCAGUUUUACGUCUCCCAGACGCGCGGUGAGCUGUCGUGUCAGCUCUACCAGAGGAGCGCCGAUAUGGGCCUGGGCGUGCCAUUCAACAUCGCCUCCUAUGCCCUGCUCACCCACAUGAUCGCCCAUGUGACGGGUCUGAAGCCGGGCGACUUUGUCCACACCAUGGGCGACACGCACGUCUACCUGAACCAUGUCGAGCCGCUGAAGGAGCAGCUGCAGCGCACACCGCGACCCUUUCCCAAGCUGAUCAUUAAGCGUCAGGUGCAGGACAUCGAGGAUUUCCGCUUCGAGGACUUUGAGAUAGUCGACUACAAUCCAUAUCCCAAGAUCAAAAUGGACAUGGCCGUGUAGGCGUCUUUGAAAGUAAAAGUUAUGCCUUAGUUGAGUAGCAGCUUUUCAGGUUAACGUAGGAAAAGAAGGCAUGCUAAAUUCAACAAAAAUUCCUUACCAUAUAUAUAUAAAUUAUUAUUAUCGAAUACAAUAAAUAUCACCAGUGAAAUAUUUUUUAAACACAUCAUUUCAUAGCUUUAUUUGAAUAAAUUUUUGCUUUCAUUCAUCGUGUGUAGUGUGUGUUUGUUGUUUGUAAAUUCUCAGAGUAAUCCAUAAUGAAGUAUAAUUGAUUCUUAAUAAAUCUUGCACAGAGUAUACCAUAAAUAUGCUAUAUAAAUUUGCUUGACAUUUUCCGCACUUAA